Linnemannia hyalina is the source of this 2586-nucleotide messenger RNA. The record is from the annotation of a GenBank genome assembly. NCBI's taxonomy places the organism in Eukaryota, Fungi, Mortierellomycota, Mortierellomycetes, Mortierellales, Mortierellaceae.
AUGGAAAACGAUCCUCUGGUAGCCCAGAUGGAGGAUUUAGAGCUGGAUCAGUCCACCCUCUUCGCCCAGCCAAGACUGCUCUUCACCCGACCAAAGGUUUACGUCGAAACUUCAACCAACGGCAAGGAGGGAAUGCCAGGCUUCAUCUCCUUGAUUGAAACGACCAACUACGAGCACAUCCUUUCAUGGACACCUGAGGCCGCCAUUCCUGGUCUUGACCAGGAUUCAUAUGUUGACAUCUCCAGCGAGGGAGAGUAUGACUCGUCGAGGUUUGUCGCCCCUCCCCGAACCCCUGAGGCACUUCGUAGCAGGUCUUUUCACCCAUCGGACUAUGCAGUAUCAGUACCCCUGCAGAGCAUCUACUCAUUACUUGUAUAUCCUCCACGUAUCAAAGACCGUCAGGGAUCGAUCAUUAUUAACCUCAUCGGAGGAGAGUCGUUGCCAGCCUUUUAUUUCCACGACGAUGGCCUCUCGAAGGGAAAGGGUCUUCCUGGAACGCCACCUACCUGGGGUGGUCAAGAACUCUUGAAUCAUCUGGAGCAACUGGUCGAAGUUGUCGGCAGCGCCAUCGAGCCUGGUGUCUACCUCGUGAACGCUUCCCGUGCAGAUAAAAUUAACCAUGGAGCUGCGUCCCCAUCUCUCCCAGCAUCAUCACUACCAUCGUCGGGAGUCCAGGAUCAUCCACUCAGAGAAGUUUCUCUAACAGAGGAACACGAAAGUUUGUACCCGGAUAUUCCGAGUAUCAACCAAUCAGCUUCCCCAACUCCCGACACAGCGACAACCACAGCCACAGGAUCUAUUACAGUUGAAGGGAUGCGUCGCCGAAGGUCGUUGACGGAAAAUAGUAGAUCCAACAGUCCAGGAACUGGGCAUCAACAGUUCGCAUCAGCAACAGGAUCCCCCAAUAUCAGCUCUUCCGGUUCAUUCUCUGGUCGACCACGAACACCUAUGCCAUUCGAAAACCACAUCGACCCCCUUGUCAAUACUGUCAAGGAGAUGCGGUGGAACAUUCUUGAGAGAUUUUCGCAGGUCGCCCGAUUCUCGCGGGAUGCAGCCACCAACAUCCUUGACCAUCCUAUCACCAAACAAAUCUUGCCUCCGCACGUACAACAACGCAUUCAUGAGUCCGAAGCAGCCAGGCGAGUUAUGGACGACUAUGACUCUGCUCGAGUCUAUUUGGCCAAGUGGGCCGCAACGGUGGCAGACCAGAGCGACAAGGAGAGGCGGGAGGCGCAGGAGAUGGACAGGCUUCAUCAGGGCCCAUCAGGCACGGGAAGUCAUCCAGCACAUGGCCGUAGCGGACGCCGUAUUAAUGACUACGAAGACGAGGAGGGUCCAUUGGGAGCGUUCAAUGUCCUUGACCUGGAGACCGAGUGCACAAUGAUCCACCACUCCAGAACAGACCCACUCUCUCCUAUGGACUGGUUCUCAUUCUUUGACGACGAGGGACGCCUCAAAGUCUCAGAGGCACAUGUUCGGGAGGUUGUCUUCAGAGGCGGCAUCGAGCAUGACAUCAGAAUCGAGGUCUGGAAGUUUUUCCUGGGCAUCUAUCCCUGGGACUCGACCGAGGCUACGCGUGUGGCUCUUCGCGUAUCCAAAGCUGAAGAGUAUUACGAACUCAAGCGAGAGUGGUUCGACGAUGCAUCUGUUCAGGAAGGCGAAGCCUUCCAGGAGCAAAAGCUCCGCAUUGAGAAGGACGUUCACCGCACCGAUAGGACAAUCUCAUUCUUUGCCUCGGAAACGCUCCCAAACUUUGCAGGAGAUUUCACCGGCGUCGGCUCAAACGAGAACCUGGAACUCCUCAAAGACAUUCUGUUGACGUACAACGUCUGGGCAGCGAAGUCACCCUCAGACCGCGCAGCAUCAACCGACAAGACAUCAACGUCUCUGCCGUCAGAUAUCUUGGAAACCGGAGCAACUUUGAACAGCCCUGUAGAGCCCAACCUCUUGGAAGGCUAUGUGCAAGGCAUGUCGGACCUACUGGCCCCAGUUUUUGCUGUCAUGGGAGACGAGGUGAUGGGCUUCUGGGCCUUCGUCGGACUCAUGGAGAAAACGAAGAAGAACUUCUACCGCGACCAGGUUGGAAUGCAGAGUCAGCUCGAGACUCUCUGCAAAAUGAUUCAAGUCCUUGAUCCCAAGCUUUACAAGCACCUUGAAACAUGUGAGGCUUUGAACUUGUUUUUCUGCUUUCGUUGGCUCUUGAUUUGGUUCAAGCGAGAGUUUGAGUGGGUGGAAAUCAUGCGCCUCUGGGAAGUCCUCUUCUCUGACCACCUUUCCACGCAGUUCCAGCUCUUUGUGGCCAUGGCUGUUCUCGACAAACACCGCGAUGUAAUGAUUGACCAUCUCCAGGGCUUUGACGAAAUUCUCAAGUAUGUAAACGACUUGAGCAUGACGAUUGAUCUUGAAGAGUCUCUCCAAAACGCCGAGGUCCUCUACCGUCGCCUUGAGCACGUUGCGAACAAAGUUGAUGCCAAAAGACAAGAACAGACGAUGUCUUCCGAAAAUGGAGCGGAAGCUACGCCAGAGUUCCCACCUACCCUCAGAAGAUUGAUGAAGGAUACUCCCCCAACAAGCACUAGCACAUAA